GACGCUUCAAAUUUCAAGAUGGUGGGUCGCACAAGGAAGAAAGAUGUUAAAAGCAGGCUAGGAAGGCGUAAUUUUACUACAACUAAAGCUAAAACGGGACGAAUUCGCGACGCAAGAGACGUACUGAAACAGAAAGGCUCAGCCAAGGGAAGGAUUGGCAAAGUCUCAAAUCUUUACUCAGCCUCAGGAAGGCCAAAGCAAGCGUCCAGCACAAACACAAAAGCCAGAAUCCGUAGGCUGAUGCCUUUGAAAGAUAUGCUGGGAAAAACAGAGGGUGUCAAAAAAACAAAUCUCAAAGACAGAUCAACUACUAGGAGUAACACUCGUACAUUAUCCCUGAGCAGCGGCAGACUUCGAAUCACUACAAAACGACCAGAACUCUGCCGAAAAGCCAUUGUAUCGUCAGAUACCUUGAAGAUUGUUACACCAUCAAACAGCAUAAGCAAAACAGAGAAACCUGAACCAGAGGCAACCCCAAGACGGACAUUAAGAAAUGAUUUAUAUUCAUCAAGACUGUCAAAUAUGGAAGAAGAUUUGAGGACGUCGAGUCCCAGCUUAUCGUUCAAAUCGUUAACCGAGGAAAGGCCAUCGUUAGUUAGACAAAGCCCAGCCAAGCGUGUUGCUCAGAAUAAUAAAAGGUUAACAAAGAUUGUGGUAACAAAUCUUCAUUCGCGUGUGAUUCAAGCAGAUAUUGCGGAGUUGUUUGGUGCAAUUGGUCCAUUAGUAAGUGUCAAGAUGGAGAACUCUGUUGCAGAGGUGGUAUUUGCAAAUGCAAAAGAUGCAGAGAGUGCAUAUCAGAAAUAUCAUAACCGGAUGUUGGAUGGUCAGCCAAUGAAGUGCACUCUUGGCAUAGCCAACUCAGAAGUAGAAAGGACGAAAGAGAGAACAGGUAUCAAUUAUUCAGGAGCUGAACUCGUCUACCCACCAACUUCAUCAAGAUCAGUCGUGUUUCAAGUACGAAUCUGAACGAUGUUAGCACUCUCUCAUUUAUCUGGCACGAUUUAUUUCCUCUGUCAAAAAAUGUACAUUUGUUUUGUUAUUGACUAAGAUAUUGACUUUUACUUUGACUUUGACUGACAACUAAAGCUCUGCAGGCUGUAGCAAUCCAGCAUUGUCAACUGUCACAUAGUUUUAACUGAGGCCUCCAUAUAUAUGCGCUAUGGAAAAUGUAAAUUUUUGAAAUGGGUCGCACUUACCAAUAAAAUAUUGCUUUUAUAU
Molecule: messenger RNA, 1218 nt
Organism: Dendronephthya gigantea
Lineage: Eukaryota; Metazoa; Cnidaria; Anthozoa; Malacalcyonacea; Nephtheidae
Exons: 6
Coding region: 19-966 (315 amino acids)
Biological process (GO): mRNA export from nucleus
Cellular component (GO): nucleus
Molecular function (GO): mRNA binding
Source: RefSeq, a predicted model, not a curated record